UUACACAAGCUAAAUUUUUAUUUGAUUGAUAAGCAUAUUUAUAUACAUAAGUAUAUUUUUUAUACCAAGACUAAAAAAUGCAUUACCUACCGGUUUGAUUAAUUCUGUAAAAUGAAGCAUUGUAAGUUAAUUUUUAAUUGUUCUAUUUGAACUCUACAUGUCGAAAGUGGGUUCCUUUUUUCAUAAAUAUAUAAGAUAAAUUACUCCACCUCUCCUGAUAAUAUAUUAAGUGGAGAUGAAGUCCACACGCGAAGAUUGCUGGUACAGCUGAUUCCAAUAAAACAAACCUAAUAAAUUUCAAUCACAACGAUCGCAAUGAAGCAACCGAUAUAUUAUUAAUAGCGUCUACAAUACAGGCUCUCGUAGAGCUGAUGACAUGAUUGAUGCAGCAGCAAUCACCACCGAUUACGACAGUCACGAUAACCACUCUGAGCGGCGGCUGCGGCCGUGUCCCGUUACUUUUGUUCAAUCCGCGAUUUUAGAGCGGCCGAUGCAGAUGCGGACAUUAAAACGCGGUCGACUAUCGCUCAUCGCGGGUGGAAGAACGUUGAACCUGAGAUUUUGUCAACAAAAAGGUGAUGGGUCGUCAGCUAACGGUAGUGGAUCGAAAGCUUCGGAAGGGUUGCGGAGGAUGCGCCGGCGCGGCGGAUGCCUGCGGGGUGAGGUGUGGGGCGCGGGGGGCGGUCAAGGCCGCGGGCGCACGCGGCGGCGGCGAGCGGCGCCGAGCGGACAGCUCAGUUGCUCCCGCGCUCUUUCGCCGAGAAGACGUGCCAGUGUCGCGAGUGAAGUGAAGUGUACUACAGUUACCCCGCCGCAGGUCGCAGGUCGUCGACCGCGCGAGCAUGAACGCGCGUCCGCUCAGUCCGCCGCCGCUCAGCACACGAGUCCUCUAGCCGCCACACACAGAUAAGAAUAUGCGCGGGUGGGUGGUGCGGUGGUGGAGCGGCGGGUCCCGCGCGCGGCUGCGCUGGCUGUGCGCGCUGGUGUGCUGGGGCGCGCUGGCGGCGCUGGCGCUGCCUCGCCUGCACCCCGCCGUCGCGCCGCCGCGAGCCCCGCCCGCCCCGCCCGCUCCCCCCGCGCGCCUGCUGCUGCAGUCCGAGCCGGCCGCCUCCACGCCUGCCACGCCGCCGCCGCGCCUCGCCACCGACACCCGCGUCCUCAGCGAGGACCAACUGGUCGCCGACGCGGAGCGCCGUCUGGCCUCCCUCCCCCUCGCCUACUGGCACAGACACAAGGACGACAAGAACAAAUUCUUCAAGAAGAAAGACUGCGCGCCUUUCCCGUCCAUUUACGAUCUCGAAUUCCACAACACCUACUGGCAGACGUUCCGCUCGUCCGAGGGCGUGUUCCACUUCUACGGCGCAUACAUGGACGCGCGUAACACUUCGCGCAUAGGACCCGCGGUGCGCGUGCUCGCGGUGCACGACCGCAUCAAGCCUGCGCUCGCGACGCAUUGCCAGCUGUGGUUCGAGGAGCGCGACGCGCCGGUGGUGGUGCGAAAUCUCGAGUACAAGUACGUGUGGAACAGCAAGUGGGGCAACUACCGCGACCGCGUGCUGCAGCCCUACCUGAUGGCGUGCGUGCUGCCGCAGGAGGUGCGCCACCUGGUGCCCGCCUCCGUCUCCAUCGUGGAGAACCCCUGCGAUCGGGCGACGAACAACUUGCGCGUGCACUAUCAGCGUCCGCCCGCCGAAGAGAAAAAAGAGUUCGCCGUCUGCGUCAAAGGUCUCGACUUUCUGCACGAGGACCUCUCCGUGCGGCUCGUCGAGUGGAUCGAGCUCGUGCGCCUGCUCGGCGCCGACAAGAUAUUUUUCUACGAGCUGCAAGUGCAUCCGAACAUAACGAAAGUGCUGGACUACUACACCGCGCGAGGCGCGGUGACCGUGACUCCGGUGACGCUGCCCGGCGGCCAGCCCAACCUGCCGGGGCUGCAGCACAUGUAUCUGAAGAAGAAGACGACGCACAAGCGCCAGAUGGAACUGAUCCCGUACAACGACUGCCUGUACCGGCACAUGUACGAGUACCGGUGGCUGGCGCUGCUGGACAUCGACGAGGUCAUCGUGCCGCUGGAGGACGACGACUGGAGCUCGCUGAUGAAACGAGUGCUGCCGCUGUCGACGCCCGCGGAGGGCAAGCCGGCGCGCUCGUCGUACCACGCGUCCAACCUGUACUUCCUGGACUCGCUCGCGCACGACCACGGCUGGGAGGAGUCGGUCCCGCGACACCUGCACAUGCUGCAGCACGUGUACCGCACGCGCAACUUCACCAAGCCGGGCCAGUACGUGAAGGCGUUCCACGAGACGGAGCGCGUGCUGGCGCUCCACAACCACUUCCCGCUGGCGUGCCUGGGCGGCGCGUGCUCCUCGUAUGCGCUGGACACGCGGCACGCGCGCCUGCAGCACUACCGCGCCGACUGCGUCACGGCGCUCAGCAAGACCUGCGCGGAGCUGCGCGCGCAGCCGGUGAGGGACACGGCGGUGUGGCGCUGGCGCGAGCCGCUCGCCACGCGCGCCGACAAGGCGCUGCGCGCGCUCGGGUUCCUGCCGCCGCACCGGUGA
Messenger RNA from Chilo suppressalis (striped riceborer), 2558 nucleotides. Lineage: Eukaryota; Metazoa; Arthropoda; Insecta; Lepidoptera; Crambidae. The record is from the annotation of a GenBank genome assembly.